Molecule: messenger RNA, 1287 nt
Organism: Akanthomyces muscarius
Lineage: Eukaryota; Fungi; Ascomycota; Sordariomycetes; Hypocreales; Cordycipitaceae
Exons: 1
Coding region: 1-1287 (428 amino acids)
Source: RefSeq, a predicted model, not a curated record
AUGGGGAUUCACAUUCCUUCCUCGUCAUCGUGGCGGACACGGCUGCUCUUCCUCCUUGCCGCCGCCACCACAAACACCCUCACCUCCGCCUCGCCCUACCCCAACAUCAAGGGCGACAUCCUCCACGACGCCCGCUACGCCUACCUCGUCGGCCGCACGUGCGCGAGCUUCUGCGGUGAGAACGGCCAGUACUGCUGCGGCGGCAACGAGCACUGCACCACGCUGUCCAACAACGUCGCCACCUGCAUCGUCAACGGCGCCGUCGCCUCGCCGCUCUACACCACCACCUGGACCGAGACGCGCACCUACACCAGCACCAUCCUGACCUGGUUCCUCCCGCCGCCCGCCCCCACCGCCGGCGUCGACUGCGUGCCCCAGCGGCCCGAGUGGGAGGCCUGCGGCGAGAUCUGCUGCGCCGGCUGGCAGACGUGCGCCUUCAAGGGCCAGUGCUCGGCCAAGCCCGGCUACGGCGAGCCCUCGACCGUCGUCGUCACCACCAACGGCGUCGUCACCACCCAGUACUCGGCGCCCUAUCGCGUCACCGGCACCACCACCAUUACCGGCACCGGCGUCCGCUCAACAGAUGCUGGUGCCACUACUAGUACCAGCACGGCCACCUCGACGAGCAGCAGCCACACGUCCACGGCGACGCAGGACCCCGAUAGCAACACCGGAGGCGGCGGCGGCGGUACCGGCACGGGCAACAACAAGCUGAGCGGCGGCGCCAUUGCCGGCAUCGUCAUUGGAUCGCUCGCGGCCGCCGGCCUCCUCAUCCUGCUCUGCUUCUGCUGCAUCGCCCGCGGCCUCUUCCACGCCAUCUUUGGCAAGAAGCGCGAAAAGGUCGACCAGUACGACGACUACAGCAACUCGGCCCACUCGCGCCGCGACCGCCACUCGGGCUGGUUCGGCUUCGGCGGCGGCCGCAACCGUCCCUCGUCCGUCAGCUCCCGCCGCGACGAGAAGAAGAAGUCGAGCGGCGCCUGGUGGCUGGGCAUCGCGGCCGCGGCGACGACGCUGCUGGCCCUGCUCAACUUCCGCAAGAAGGACAAGAAGGCGGCGCCGUCGCGCAAGGGCACCGCCUCGCGCUACUCGGACUCGUACUACAGCUACUCCGACUACACGGGCGUCAGUCCUAGCAGCGCUAGCUCCGGUCGCAGGACGGCUCGCACGGCGCGCACGGCGCGGUCGGGGCGCUCGCGGACCAGCCGGGACAGCCGCAGCCGAAUGGACAGCCGCAGCCGGGUGACGAGAUCUGCCUACACGACUAGAUCGUCUCGCCGCGAUUAA